UUAGCAUCCUUCUUUUUAAAAACAAUGAGCACAGCAAUAGAAGAUAAACAUACGCUCCUCCAUCGCCGUAAUCAUCAGCAGUCUUGGGUCGCCAUCCUUGUCUCUGUCCGUAGGGUGGAAUAUUCGCAUUCGAGCUGCCCGACGUCGUAAUCAACGCGCCGUAUUCAUUAUAACUCACGCCUUCUUCCAUCUUUUCUUCUUCCUCUGGUUAUCUCUUCUCUCUGAUUCCCUUGUUAUGAACACUGCUGAAGAUGAAGGUUGUGGUGAGCAAAACCGGCACAAACUUUAACCGUUUACCCGGCGCAAACACAAAAUAAUUUCUGACCUCCGCGACUUCUGAUAUUCGCUGUUCUCAGUUCUAUUCAGUCUAUCAGACCUUUAACAAAGACAGAAAGACAUAUACAAUCAGGACCGAGAUGUCGACAGAACCUCCUCCCCCCCGGAACCCGGUCUUCGAGGCCAUGGGCAUCCCCCGAAUCCGUCUCCCCGGACCCAAGAUGUCGCUCUUCCUGCUCACCGUCGGCGGCAUCGCAGGUCUAAUCUACUACGACCGCCGCGAGCGUCGAGCGAACCGGCAGAGAUGGAAAGACAGAGUGUCAUUCCUUGCUCAAGAGCCGCUGCCCGUCACAGCCCUCCCCCGCUCCGUCAAGGUCUACCUCUCGCCGCCGCCGGGGGAUCAUAUGGACAUCACGAUGACCCAUUUCACGCAGUACGUCAAGCCGAUCUUGACCGCUGCUGCUAUAGACUGGGAAGUGGUCAAGGAGUACAGACAGGGCGAUAUCCGGUACAGCGUAGCCGAGGAGAUCCGCAAGCAGCGACGGGGCGACGACGAUCGGAACGAGUACGAAAAGAAGGCGGCCGCGAACUUGACUAGAGAUCCGAGCGGGGGGGCUAUUUGUAUCGGACGGGGAGCGUAUAAGGAGUAUCUGCAUGGCGUGCACGAGGGAUGGCUUGGGCCGCUUGAGCCUCCUGCUUUACCCGAGCCUGAGCUGCCAACCAAGCCUGAGAACGUUGCGCAGGAUCAGACAUCUGCUGCUGCUGCCGACGCACGCGACGCGUUUGUCGAAAACGCCGCGACCGCCGUCUCCGAAGCCGAUGCAUCCUCCUCUGCUCCUCCCACCCCUCCCUCCGAAACAGAGUCAGAAGAAGAGCGCAAGAAGAAAGAAGAAGAAGCAAAGAAACCCCCGAAACCAUACAUCUCGACCGCCGACUACGCGAGCGCGUCCACGCCCCCCGAGUUUGCAAAACUAGACCACCUCGGCCCGGUGAUGUACGUGCCGCAUCCGCACAUCCUCGGGUUCAGACAUACCCCGAUCCGGACCUACCGCUUCUUCACCCGCCGCGACCUCGCCGACAGCGUCGGGCGCGCGACAGCAGCUGUCGCGCUGAACAAUACGCGGCCGUUUGUUUCGCGGAUCGAUGUCGACGCGGGGAAGCAUGAGGAGGAUGAGUGGCCGACGAAGUGGAAGCAGACGGGGUUGGAGAGGGGGUCGGAGUGGAUGCAGGACGUGGUGGUGGACGAGAGAGUGGUGGAGAAGUUGAGGGUGUAUGAGGUACCUGCCGAGUUUGACGAGCAGAGUCCAUCUACGAACGAGAAUUAACUGUAUAUAGAGAAUUGUAAAUAACAACCGUUAACAUCA
Messenger RNA from Myxozyma melibiosi, 1640 nucleotides. Its product is annotated as mitochondrial import inner membrane translocase subunit Tim54. The transcript has a single exon. The record is from RefSeq and is a predicted model, not a curated record. The coding region runs from base 417 to 1601 and encodes 394 amino acids. Gene Ontology annotation, biological process: phosphorylation; sphingosine biosynthetic process. NCBI's taxonomy places the organism in Eukaryota, Fungi, Ascomycota, Lipomycetes, Lipomycetales, Lipomycetaceae. Gene Ontology annotation, cellular component: intracellular membrane-bounded organelle; cytoplasm; membrane.